Leishmania braziliensis MHOM/BR/75/M2904 is the source of this 1098-nucleotide messenger RNA. RefSeq lists its product as hypothetical. Bases 1 to 1098 code for a protein of 365 amino acids. The transcript has a single exon. The record is from RefSeq and is a predicted model, not a curated record. NCBI's taxonomy places the organism in Eukaryota, Euglenozoa, Kinetoplastea, Trypanosomatida, Trypanosomatidae.
AUGUCUUCAACGAGCAGUUGCAGCUGUUCUUCAGACGCGGACCCAGGCAUCGAGACAAACCAGCCUGCCACACAUACCACCUUUGCCAGCGUCGGCGGGCAUUUUAUGACGGAGUUGCAUAUUUCUUCUGUUGCAGCGGCGACACUUUCCAGCAGCGCCAGCGAGGCUGCCUCGCCUCCCCACGGCGCCGUCUACGACUCACCACGGUAUCUGGAGGGGUUCUUCGCGGAUCUCGACGCGCGCAAGGCAACGCUUUUCGCUUCGCCCCCCUGCCAGAAACCGGCGGGGGAUGUGGAUCUCGCGUUGGACUCCCUCGUGGGGCGAGGAGAGACAUUAGGAUCGUCCGCGUCGCCCAAGAUCGUUCCAUUGGGGAGCCUGCGCAGCUAUGCCAACGAGGCUGUGAGCCUCUCGCCGAUCCCGUCUCCCGCCCCCGUGCCGGUGCCGGAGACAGUCGCCACCUCGUCUUACGCGACAUACGAGGGCGAGCGGCUGCUUUUCGUAAAUGAGGGUGUGAUGCUCUCGACUCGCUUGUCCUCCCCCGGCCGCGGCGCCCCGCGCGCGGGAGUCGAGCGAGUGGAUAUUGCCAACCAUAGGCCCGUAACGAGCACGACUGGCGCUAGGAUGGCGGUCCCCACACAGAAAUCUCGCAUCUUUGAGUGGGACGAGGAGGUGCGCUCGCGACGGCAGGCAAGUCCGCCACCGGGGCCUGGUGCCAACCGAGACGAGGGCGCGGCUCGUGACGGCACCGAGGCACAGGAGAGGGGCGAGCGGGUUGCUGAUGCCGAGUGCGAAGAGGCGCGGCUUGUGCAGCGUGCAAUGAAGGCGGCGUUGAUGGUUUCGACAUCCCCGCACGCCCCGACUGUUGUGCACCUGCACCCGUCAAACCCUUUUCUCGACCCUGCUGUCAACAGCAGCGAUGAAACGGUGCCUGGCUAUUUCAUCGAGGGCAUGUGCAGCACUCCUGCCCAGGCGGACUCGGAUGUGGUGCACCUCACCAACGGGUUGGUGACCGUGACGCCAAUGGAUGCCAGUGAUCUGCGCCGGCAGGUGGGGCACUCUUCGUCACCGCCGACGCAGCCGCCCUUUGACUUCUCCUAA